This is a messenger RNA of Aethina tumida (small hive beetle), 1856 nucleotides long. It is a transcript of the gene eff, whose product is annotated as ubiquitin-conjugating enzyme E2-17 kDa. Bases 291 to 734 code for a protein of 147 amino acids. The transcript has 5 exons. Gene Ontology annotation, biological process: ubiquitin-dependent protein catabolic process; protein polyubiquitination. Gene Ontology annotation, cellular component: nucleus. Gene Ontology annotation, molecular function: ubiquitin conjugating enzyme activity. The record is from RefSeq and is a predicted model, not a curated record. NCBI's taxonomy places the organism in Eukaryota, Metazoa, Arthropoda, Insecta, Coleoptera, Nitidulidae.
UCGCCACGGAAGUGAUCAGUCAUCUUUUCUCGAACAUUGCAAUAUAAACUUGAAAAUUUAUACAGACGGGGUGCCUGCAGACGGUUGAAUUUUCGUAAUAUUUAGUUUUAGAAAAGUGUGCAAACGAUUCGAAGUUUUGUUACUUGAUAAUAUUGUAGAUUGUUAAUUUGAUAUACGUCGUGUGUGAGUUUUGAAGGAGGCCAUCUUUGCAAUCUUCUAUCAGAGGUCCUUGGCUCGUCGUUUCAUUGUCUGGUGAAAAGCCAGUAUUUAUUACACAUACACUCCAUCAAAUGGCUUUAAAACGAAUUAAUAAGGAGUUACAGGACCUCGGCAGAGACCCUCCAGCACAAUGUUCAGCAGGUCCUGUUGGAGAUGACUUAUUUCACUGGCAAGCCACUAUAAUGGGACCACCUGACAGUCCUUAUCAAGGGGGAGUAUUUUUCUUAACAAUACACUUUCCAACAGAUUAUCCUUUCAAACCUCCUAAGGUGGCGUUUACAACAAGAAUCUAUCAUCCAAAUAUAAAUAGUAAUGGUAGCAUCUGCCUCGAUAUUUUACGUUCUCAGUGGUCGCCAGCACUCACAAUUUCAAAAGUACUGUUAUCAAUCUGCUCACUUCUGUGUGAUCCAAAUCCAGAUGACCCACUAGUUCCAGAAAUUGCUAGGAUAUACAAAACUGAUCGGGAAAAGUACAACGAGUUAGCGCGCGAGUGGACUCGCAAGUAUGCUAUGUGAUGCCCCGGCCCAGAAACCCCACACUUCACAUGUUAGAUGAAAAACAACUUUAUUCAUUCAACAACACUUGGAGGGGAUGAGCCAGCCUUCAUAUUUCUGUCAACUGUACAUUUGCUUUGGACUGUGUACUCCUCCCCACCUUCUACCACAAUAUUGUAGGUGGUUUUAUAUAAAACAUUAAAAAUCAACAAUUUAUAACUGUAACAACAGAGUAGUAUUUUCAUUUCAAUUGUUUUUAAUAUAUUGUGGUUGUAAGGACUAGUGUUGGGUUGCAUUUUUUCCCCCAUGGCCGGCCUCCUUGCUGGAGUAGAGAAGAUGUCUGUCGAUUGUUUACACGGCUCUGGUAAACAUCCCACAAAUGUUUUCUCGUACCUCCGUCCAAGCCGGGUCCCGGAAUUUCAGCCCAACGUGUGGCUGCCACACUCAUAUACUAAUAUAAUUGUUAGAUAAAUUAAUAUGUAGGUUUUGUGGUUCAACUAGGUGUACUAUAAUAAAUAUUUUUCAAUUUUUCUGCAUUCAUGACUGGUGUAUAUCAACAAUAUAUUUAAUUGUCACCAUAGUGUAAUUCUUUACAACUUCUUUUGCAAACUACCCUUUUGUUACUGCGUUUGUAUGUCUUCUGAUUGACGUGCACUUGCAAUUUAAGCCACACACAGAUUUUUAGAGUUUUUUCUGCACAUUUGUGUGAUUAAUUUGCUGUCGUCAGAAUUUAUCAUGUUAGUUUACCACAAACCAUAAACAAAUAUCGGAUGUUUUUUUUUGUUACAUUGAAUUUAUAAAUCCUUUUUUACAUAUUUAUUUUAGACUUUGUAAUGAAUUCUCUUUUGUUGCAGACAUGACUGUAAUAUCAUUUAAAACUGUAAAACUUUUUAUACAUAAAUAUAAUGUGUAAAAUAUUUGAAUGUAGUAAAUAAGAUAUUGCUUCCCUUAUUCAUAUCUGAUUUCCGGGACCCCUUAGCAGGGUUAUCUCCUCCACUUUUUUAAGCGUACCGUACACAAUUUCGUUUAUUUAAAUUAUUCAGUGUAAAAUAUCAACUUUUAUUAAUUAAUAAGAAAGCUAGGCAUAUUUGUUAUAUAUUUUUUUCUCUCGUCAAUAUCAGGACAUUAAAUAUUAAAAUACAA